Trichoderma gamsii is the source of this 1020-nucleotide messenger RNA. RefSeq lists its product as hypothetical. NCBI's taxonomy places the organism in Eukaryota, Fungi, Ascomycota, Sordariomycetes, Hypocreales, Hypocreaceae. The record is from RefSeq and is a predicted model, not a curated record. Bases 1 to 1020 code for a protein of 339 amino acids. Gene Ontology annotation, biological process: mannosyl-inositol phosphorylceramide biosynthetic process. The transcript has a single exon. Gene Ontology annotation, molecular function: mannosyltransferase activity.
AUGAUUAAAGAACGCGCCUCAACGGUUUUUGGCGACAGUGUCGAAAAAAGAGCCCGGACUUUCUUCUGGUUAACGGUCGUGAGCUUCGCGUCGGCCGUCUUUCUCUUCCGCCAUCUUCUCUACACAUCAUGGACGCUGGCCGCCCUUCCUGCCUACUGGCCCAUCCAUCGCGACUCAUUCAUCCUCUCACAAGAAAGAGAUAACUUCGACGUCACAUUCUCCAACUACAGCAUAAACCAAGUCUCAGCCGCCCCCUACGAAGAUGUCGUGCCCCCCAUCCUACAUCACAUCGCCCUCGGCAAACACAGCACGAACUGGAGGACAGAGUGGAAGGAGACGGUCCAGAGCUGCGUCGACAUGCACCCAGGCUGGGAGGCAAACAUUUGGACUGAUGACAAGGCCUCCAAGUUUGUCGAGGAAAAGUUCCCCGACCUCAAGGAGAUGUGGGACAGCUACACCUACCCCGUCGAGCGAAUUGACGCUCUGCGCUACAUGCUUCUGUAUGAAUACGGCGGCGUUGUCCUCGACAUGGACCUCAAGUGCACACGCGCUCUGGGUCCUCUGCGACGAUUCGACUUUGUGGCUCCCGAAGCUCAUCCCGUCGGCUUCUCUGUCGGCUUCAUGAUGUCCAGCAGACGAAACCAAUUCAUCGGCGACGUCGUCAAGAACCUCGCCACCUACAACAAGCACUGGCUGGGCCUUCCUUACGCUACUGUCAUGUUCAGCACGGGCUGCCACUAUGCCUCGGUGAUACACGCCUUUGAGUCGGAUCGCAGCGACCUGAAGAUCCUCCCUGGACCGUUGCACAGCCUCAAUGGGCGUGUUACAACGCCCAUCUUUGAGCACCUCGGCAGCUCAUCAUGGCAUUCCUACGAUGCCCGCUUUAUUACAUCGCUGGGCCGACGGCUGCACCAAAUCGUCUUCUUCUGCGUCGGCGUCGUGCUGGCUCUCUUUGUGCGGAGACGAAUGAUGCUGCGGAGAGUAUGGUGGAACUUCAAGGGCGAUCGCUCAUCUGUAUAA